Molecule: messenger RNA, 2129 nt
Organism: Aphidius gifuensis
Lineage: Eukaryota; Metazoa; Arthropoda; Insecta; Hymenoptera; Braconidae
Gene: GluRS-m
Product: probable glutamate--tRNA ligase, mitochondrial
Exons: 3
Coding region: 438-1964 (508 amino acids)
Biological process (GO): glutamyl-tRNA aminoacylation
Molecular function (GO): tRNA binding; ATP binding; glutamate-tRNA ligase activity
Source: RefSeq, a predicted model, not a curated record
UAAUCAAUAUUUAACUAUGAAAUUAUUAUAGAUAUAAUUAUAAAUCAUUAGAAAUUUUCAAUGGUUACUUUGUAAUUAAAUUAAUUAGAAAAAACAAUUAAUAUUUUUUUUUUUUCUCUGGUAGUGUCAUCUAUAAUACUUUAUUUCGAUUUUCCAAUUUCCACACACAUGUAGUCAUUAAAUUGUGAUUGUAAGGUUAACUGGGCACAACCUGGUCCAUAAUUUUAAUAAAUUAUUUAAAUAAUUAAUUAACAACAAUGCUCGUGUUUAUAUCAAAAAAUUAAUAAAUAAUUUAAAUAAUAGAAAAGAAAUCUAAGUAAAUAUAAAAAGCUUUGUUUGGUAUUUGAUUGAAGGUUUUUUUGUUAAACAUUUAUUGUUAACAAGUGAAUAAUAAUAUUAUAAUUGUUUAUAUUUAUGAACAAUAAUAAAAAUUAAUAAUGAUUGUUAAAAGUUUUAUAUUAAAUAUUCGAUUAAUACAAAGGAGAUAUUACAGUCGUCAACAAGUUAGAGUUAGAUUUGCUCCAAGUCCAACAGGAAAUUUACAUCUUGGUGGUUUACGAACAGCAUUGUAUAAUUAUUUAUUUGCUAGAAAAAAUAAUGGAAGUUUUAUAUUGAGAAUUGAAGAUACUGAUCAAACAAGAUUACAAUCUGGUGCAAUGGAACAACUUCAAGAUGAUAUGGUAUGGGCUGGUAUAAUACCAGAUGAAAGUCCAGUUCGUGGUGGACCAAGUGGUCCAUAUAUUCAAUCAAAACGUCUUGAUAUUUACAAAAAACAAGUUGAAACACUUUUAAAUAAUGGAUCAGCUUAUUAUUGUUUUUGUACUGAACGUAGACUUGAAUUAUUAAAAAAAGAAGCACAAAAAACUCGUCAAAUAUCAAAAUAUGAUAAUCAUUGUCGUCAUCAUGAUAAAGAAACAAUAAAUGAAAAAUUAAAUAAUGGACAAUCAUAUUGUAUUAGAUUUAAACUUGGUGAUAAACCACCAUCAUUUAAUGAUUUAGUAUAUGGUAAUUUAUCAAUAUCACAAGUUGAAGGUGAUCCAGUUAUAAUUAAAUCAGAUGGUUUUCCAACUUAUCAUUUUGCAAAUGUUGUUGAUGAUCAUUUAAUGAAUAUAACACAUGUACUAAGAGGUGUUGAAUGGCAAAUAUCAACACCAAAACAUAUUGAAAUAUAUAAUGCAUUUGGUUGGACACCACCACAUUAUGCACAUUUACCACUUAUACUUAAUUCAGAUGGUUCAAAAUUAUCAAAACGUCAAGGUGAUAUUACAGUUAAUUCAUUUCGUAAUACAGGUAUAUUUCCAUUGGCAUUAUUAAAUUAUAUAACAUAUGCUGGUGGUGGAUUUGAUCGUAAUCCAAAUCAACAAAAUAUAUAUACUUAUCAAGAAUUAAUACAACAAUUUAAUAUUAAUAGAAUUAAUCCAAAUUCAUGUAAGUUACAACCAGAUAAACUUCCUGAAUUUAAUAGAUAUGAAAUAACAAGAUUACUAAGUGAUAAAAAUAAUUCAAAUUAUUUAAUUCAUAAAGUUAAAAAAAUUGUUAAUGAUGCAUUUGUUGAUAGAAAAAAUGAUGGAAGUUUACAGCUUGAUGAUGAACAUAUUAUGACAAUAUUAGAUUGGUCUACUAAUAGAAUACAUAAUUUAAAUGAUUUAGUUAGUAAAGAUUUAGCAUUUUUAUGGGUUAUACCAACUGAUGUUACCUCGAUAAAUGAUCCAAAUAUAAUUAAAUCAAUUAAAUUACUUAGCCAACAACUAAAUGAUAUUGAUAAAUCUAAUUUUGAUAAAAAAACAUUAACAAAUUAUUUAAAAUUAUUUACACAAAAUAAUGAUAUUAAAUUUUCAAAUUUUAUGAAAUUAUUGAGAAGUAUUUUAAGUGGGCUAGAUCAAGGUCCAGCUGUUGCUGAAAUGAUGGAAAUAUUAGGUAAAGAUAAAACAUUAGAACGUUUAAAUCGUUUAUUUAAUUGUUAAAUUAUUAAAUUAAUAAAUAAAAACUUAAUAAAUAUUAAUUAUGUUGAGAAGAAUUAAUUUAUUAUUUCAAUAAUAUAUAUAAUUAUUUUACAUAAAAUUUGGGUUUUUAAAAUAAUUUUUCGACUAAAAUAUAAAUUAAAAAAAAAGAAAAAAAAUAAAAAAAAA